This is a messenger RNA of Diaporthe batatas, 306 nucleotides long. RefSeq lists its product as uncharacterized. The transcript has 2 exons. The record is from RefSeq and is a predicted model, not a curated record. Bases 1 to 306 code for a protein of 101 amino acids. NCBI's taxonomy places the organism in Eukaryota, Fungi, Ascomycota, Sordariomycetes, Diaporthales, Diaporthaceae.
AUGGGGCGAUUUUUCGGUAGUCAUUUAUAUUCCUCAGCAGACGAGGAUCUCUCUGAGGAGUCUUCCGAAGAUCUCUCCGAGACAGACGACGAGAUGGCCGAAGCAGACGACGAGAUGGCCGAAGCAGACGAGGAUCUCUCUGAGGAGUCUUCCGAAGAUCUCUCCGAGACAGACGACGAGAUGGCCGAAGCAGACGAGGAUCUCGCCGAGACAGACGGCGAGACAGACGGCGAGAUGGCCGAUUCAGAUGAGGAUCUCACCGAUUCAGACGAGGAUAUCACCGACGCGGAUCUUGCCGAGGCAUAG